Messenger RNA from Penicillium cosmopolitanum, 375 nucleotides. RefSeq lists its product as uncharacterized. The transcript has 2 exons. Bases 1 to 375 code for a protein of 124 amino acids. The record is from RefSeq and is a predicted model, not a curated record. Lineage: Eukaryota; Fungi; Ascomycota; Eurotiomycetes; Eurotiales; Aspergillaceae.
AUGCAAAUCAGUGGCCUGCAAUAUCUGAAAUUCUGGGGUGGUACAGCUGAUCGCAACAACCGAAAGAAAGACACUAUCAUUUUCGUGGGAGCUGAAUGUGGUAUUGACCAAGUCAUGGUUCACUUUUGGCGAAAUAAAUGGCCUGAAACUUGCUUCUGGGAAGACUAUGAAGCAAUCGGAGCAGAAGCGAUGGCAGCGGUGGUAAAGGCUCAAUGGCCCUGCCAGAAGCUGCAAAAGCUAGCACAUAUAUUUCAAGAAAAGGGAAUUAGUCGGGAGAAUGCAAUAAAUUCCAUGGCAGAAUUGGCAUCAGAGUCUGAGGAAAGGAAGAAAUGUGCAUUUCUUCGGCUCAAUGAAGUUGGAAGCAAGUUUGACUAA